ACACCUGCCCACUUCCGGUACUUUCUUACGACUGUCACUGCUGCGACUGCAGUGAGUGUAGUGUCAGAUUUGAGACAUGGCUGUCGUAGAAGGGCCCCUGAGUAAAUGGACAAAUGUGAUGAAAGGAUGGCAGUAUAGAUGGUUCGUUCUGGACGAGACUGCUGGCCUUCUGUCGUAUUUUACCUCAAAAGAAAAGAUGAUGAGAGGCACAAGGAGGGGUUGUGUCAGGCUGGUGGGAGCUAUAAUUGGGAUUGAUGAUGAAGACGACAGUACAUUCACCAUUACUGUUGAUCAGAAGACCUUCCAUUUUCAAGCUCGUGAUGCAGAGGAAAGAGAAAAGUGGGUCAAUGCUCUGGAGAAUACCAUACUAAGACAUUCCAGUGUGGGCAAGGUAAAUGUGGCAGUUCAAGGUAAAAUACUGACUGCCGAGGAUGUGGGCAAGGUAAAAUACGCCUACCUCCAAAUCAUGUUAGACCAGGUUCAGGUUCAGGUCGUGAUCAAAGUCACUGCUGAGGCUAUGAUAGAGGCUAUUAAACAUUCCAUCGUCAUGCUGCAGAUAUCUAAGGAGAGUCUGAAUGGGCCGGUUAUGAACGGUUCUGUACACGAAGCGAUCCUCACGACAGGGGCAGACUUCAAUCAUUUUGGUGCUACAGGAGUCAACUCAGGUCCGAACAGGCGACCCACAGAGCUCCGUGUGCCUGAUGUUGUCAUGGUAACCCCACCAUGUUUGGACACACCCAUCUCAGUCGGUAGGCCAAGGUCAAACAAUGUCAUCUGCAUGCUCCAGUUGUCUCUUGUUGCUUAGCAACUGUUCUUAAGCAGAAAAUCCUCCGGUGUUACUUCCCCUAUAUUCUCCACGUGUUAAUAAACCUCAUACUCAAGUAGCGAGGAUGAAGAAUUUUUUGAAGCUGAAGAAUUCAAACACGCGUCUUCCAGUCCUCUUCGACAACAUGCAGAGGACAAGUCAGAAAAUGCUACAGAAUUCAGGGAGUGUGAGGACUCAGAGGGAGUGGAGACAGAUGAUGGGGGCGGGAGGGACUGUCAGCAGGUGAUCACAGCAGAGGACGAUUAUUACGAUGAACUCUAUGAUGAACAGGAUAAAGAGGAUUUGGGCUCGUUAGAGAAACAUGGGAGUAUAAUAGCUCACCUGUUGUCCCAGGUCAGGAUCGGGAUGGACCUGACAAAGGUCGUCCUACCCACGUUUAUACUGGAGAGACGAUCCCUACUCGAGAUGUACGCUGACUUCUUCGCUCACCCAGACCUGUUUGUCAAAAUUGUAGACAUGAAGACGCCUCAGGACAGAAUGAUACAGCUGGUCAGGUGGUAUCUGUCAGCGUUCCACGCCGCCAGAAAUAGCGACAUCGCCAAAAAAGCUUACAACCCAAUCCUCGGGGAAACGUUCAAAUGUCACUGGAAAAUCCCAGGAAUGGAGUCAGAAGGGGAGAAAGCAGUAGAUGGGCCUUGUGAAGAAGCCACGAAUAACAACCUGGCCUUUGUAGCAGAGCAGGUGUCUCAUCACCCCCCUAUAUCAGCAUUUUAUGCAGAACACAAGUCUAAAAGAAUAACAUUAGAUGGCUAUAUUUGGACCAAGUCAAAGUUCCUGGGGUUGUCAAUAGGUGUUCACAUGAUCGGGCAGGGAGUGGUGUCUGUGAUCGAUCAUGAUGAAGAAUACGUCAUUACAUUCCCUAACGGCUAUGGUCGGUCAAUAUUGACGACCCCCUGGGUGGAGAUGGGGGGUAAGGUGUCUAUGUCGUGUGCUAAAACAGGAUACAAUGCUACAGUCACUUUCCACACUAAGCCUUUCUAUGGAGGAAAGAAGCAUCGGGUGACCAGCGAAAUUUUUGCUCCCAAUGAAAAGAAACCCCUGGUGACUAUUGAUGGGGAAUGGAAUGGAGUCAUGUAUGCUAAACAUGCCACCGGGAUGAACGAGGUGUUUGUGGACACUAAGAGAAUGCCUGUGGUGAAGAAACUCGUGAAGCCGAGGGAGAAACAAGGAGAGUUCGAGUCCAGAAGGCUAUGGCAGGACGUGACUUACAGCCUGAAGUAUAAUGAAGUAGAUAAAGCUACAGAAUUCAAACAGAGACUAGAACAGAGACAGAGAGAGGAGGCGCGGGACAGGAAGGAAAGGGGCGUGGCCUGGGAAACCAAGAAUUUUCAUGAAGUUGGAGAACACUGGGUCUACGACAAACCUCUACAGAAGAGAUUGAAGAACCCUUCCCCUGUCUCCAGUAACUCACACUCACCCAACAGUUAGGGGUUAGCCCCAGUGAUUCCUGAUCCAAACCUCAACAUGAAGAGUUAUCCUCAGUGAUUUUAUCAUCUGAAACCAAAUGUAAACACAUUAUCAGAGUAAGAACUAGACUAGCUGUGAUAUAAACAUUGUGAACGAUUGAUGGAUGUCUGUAAACUGUGAGAAUCUGAGUAUGGUAGUCUGGUGAGGGUCCUGUUUAAUCAAGACAUAUUACAUCUAGAAUAUUACAAAUAGAGUGUUACAUCUAUAAAUUGUAAUUUAGAUGUAAGUUUCAUAGUUCUAGCUGGUCUCCUGUAUGGAUUGAGUCAGUCCUGUUUUUGCCAAUCAUAGCUUACAGAAUGUCAUUUAAAAUGUCCUGCUAUUUAUAACAUCUUCUGUGUUUCAAAGAGACAAGAAAGAAUUUGGUUGAAUGGUGUUCAUUCAUGUCAUUGUAGAAGUGAAGAACUGGUAAAGUUCUAAACCACAUAUUCAUAUAGUGCAAUUGUAUUUGAAUUUUUAUGCAAAUCAGAUGUUGUAUAUAUACAUGCAAGUGUUGCAUGCAGUUCAUUAUGCACUGUUCAUAUAUUUAUAUUACAUGUAUUUUAAAGACAUUUCAAAAACAUUGUCUUUUUCAUAAGAGUCACAAGUACCUUUGCCUCAUUCAUCUUUGUUUUGUUAAUGUAUCUGCUUGUUCAGAACAUCUUUUAAAAGACAUAAUAUACAGUCCUUGUUUUUGUUUCUUUGUUAUAAGACAGAUGAAUAUUUGUACAUUGAAAUUUAUCUUAACCCAGAUAAAGAAUAUUACACUU
Saccostrea cuccullata (small rock oyster) is the source of this 3039-nucleotide messenger RNA. RefSeq names its product oxysterol-binding protein-related protein 9-like. Lineage: Eukaryota; Metazoa; Mollusca; Bivalvia; Ostreida; Ostreidae. Gene Ontology annotation, cellular component: intracellular membrane-bounded organelle; membrane; cytosol. The record is from RefSeq and is a predicted model, not a curated record. The transcript has 21 exons. Gene Ontology annotation, molecular function: sterol binding.